Molecule: messenger RNA, 823 nt
Organism: Dreissena polymorpha
Lineage: Eukaryota; Metazoa; Mollusca; Bivalvia; Myida; Dreissenidae
Exons: 6
Coding region: 47-643 (198 amino acids)
Source: RefSeq, a predicted model, not a curated record
AGGGGUUCCUACAGUUAUACUUGAUUAUUAAUUUUAGACAGAAGUCAUGAAGUUGGUGAUUUGUCUUAUAAUCGCUGCUGUUUGUGUGUCCGUGAUUGACGCACAAUUCAUACUAUCUCACGAAACAAGAGUAAGCCAGCAACAAUUUACGUCUCAGAUAGCAACGGGUCAAUGGCUGAUUUUGUACUCGGUGUUUAUCGGAUCGCCAGGUGCGUUUAGUAAAGCCAAAUACAGUUGGCGUGUCUCUGGUAACUCAGUCACACGUACGACUGUAGUCAGCCAAACUACUUGUCAAACGGUAAUAGCCAAUUACACUCUGGGAGAGCACCUGGACCCUUCUGGUGCAGCACUGCUAAGAGAAGUUUUUCCAGGCCACAAGACCGAACUUUUCUACAGCCAAGAUCCCAGCAAGUACAUCUGGAUGCUCCUCUGCCGUACCCCAGGCCCUACACCUGGCUCCUGUACAUUUGGUUUCUUCGACCUCGCGAUCAAAGACACGCGCACGAAUCUGACGGGAGACUUAAACCUCGUCGGCCUACCCUGGGACAUGAUUGCCGCUGACCUGAGAGCGACCCGUGGCCUCACAUUCGACAACCCCGUUGUCCAAUACGUGUGGACCGGAACUGAAUGUCCGAAUCCAUAAGACGAGUAAAACCACAGCAAUCAGCAGGAAGAACAACUAAUACCAACGAUAUAAUAAUUAAACCUUGUAUUCUUAUCCAAUUAAUACUAACACACUUUUGGUGUAGCUAAUUUAUGAAAUGACAUUCUCCAAAUGUUCUGAAAGUUAAGAAUUCUUCAAAAUAAAGACCAUGAUUGCAAA